Fukomys damarensis (Damara mole-rat) is the source of this 695-nucleotide messenger RNA. It is a transcript of the gene Spdyc, whose product is annotated as speedy/RINGO cell cycle regulator family member C. The record is from RefSeq and is a predicted model, not a curated record. NCBI's taxonomy places the organism in Eukaryota, Metazoa, Chordata, Mammalia, Rodentia, Bathyergidae.
AUGACGCUCACCUGUGAAGUGCGAGGUCUGUGGGUGUCUUAUCCUCUCCAGGACCAGGAGCUCCAGGCCUUGCUCCACGAGGGGCUGUGGGGCCCAGUGCAUAAAAGCUCUGAAAGGCAGGACCCUGCCCUGUCUGUCCUGGCCUUGGAGGCCUCUGCUCUGCCCUCUUACGUGACCCAUGCUUGGCAGACAGGAGAGCUUGUGUCAGAAUGUGGGCUAAGUGGAGUGACAGACUCACAGCUUUCUCUUCUCCCACAGGAGAGUUUUCUCCAGGAGUUCCUCUUCAAAGACCCCUGUUUCCAGAUUUCAGAUAAGUGUGAGAUUUUCCUAUGGGCCCUGGGGCGAUGGGUGCUCCAGGUGGGGCAGUUCAUGCACCAGAGGGCUGUGCGGUCCUCCCAGGUGGGCUUCUGUGUUGUGAGGAGGAGAGUCAUGUUGAAGGAGCCCACCCACGGGGCCUGGACUCAGGAGCAGUGCUCCCACUUUGGUGGGAUUCAGAGGUCCUGCCCUCGGCCGGGUCCCUUCCCCUGAGGCCCUGGCUGCCGCCCCACUCCCAGCCCCUGUGGUUUGUCCCAGAACCACACCUACUAUAGUGCCACGCCUGUGUUAUCCAAGUGCCUUUACCUGACCUCUGAGUGUCACCGGGCUCAAUGGCAAAAUUAGCCCUCAGUGGUCAGAAACCUCUGGGGUGAAGACUU